AUGCUGCCCGCCUCGAAUCCAAUGGCUCGUCUAGUCUCCGUCGCCAACGCAGCUAGACUCCUCCGCACCCUCCCAAAACGCUCCUUCACCUCCGCCUCACCCUCUGCCACCUCUGCCAAAUUCAAUGGUUUCUUCAACUCUUCCUCGCCCUACAACCGUUUCGCCGCCACUCCUUCUUCAGCUUCAACCACACCACUCUCGCGCUUCGCGGCUCAGUCCUCGCAAAAGUUUCAACAACCACGAUUCUUCUCCUCCUCCCCACUCGGACCAUCCGCUGCUGCCUUGAAGGUACCCAAGUCCUCCUCCCAACUGAAGCAAGGCCAAUCCGUCCGGAACUACUCUCACCACUCCUGGCACGGCGAGUCCCACGAAGGUCGACGCGCCGCCUGGUUCGGUCGUUUCGGCCGUCACCACCGAGGCGGCGACGCUGCCGCCGGAAAAGCCGCCGCCGGCCUCCACGGCGCCAAGAUCGAAGCCGACGUCCACCGACACAUCCGCGACAGCUGGAACUACGGCUGUCGCCGCGGAUACCACCACCACCAAUUCCAUCACCGCCGCCACCGUCCUCGUCGGUUCCUCUUCCGAAUGAUGGUCCUUUCCACCGUCCUGGUCGCCGUCCCCAUGGUCAUGAUCUUUGACGCUCCUUGCAACACCCUUGCCUAUGUUCCUUUGACCGUUGGAGGUGCCGGGUUGGCGCUCAUGUUAACCGGUCGGUUGUUGUACGUUGCUCUGCCCAUCUUUGCCAUCGGUGGCGCGGCCAUGUUCUGGGCUACUACUAUGCCUGCCGCAAACACUAUCAAGGACCUAAAAAAGAUCCUGGAGCGUAAUGAAAUGUCGAACGGAAACGGUCGGUACGCCCCUACAGCUCUGUCGGCCCUAGGCGGCGAUUGGGAAGUCCAGCCCGCAAGGCCCGAUGAAUGGUUCCGUUGGACCUUCCCCACCGUCUCCUCCUCUACUUCCAAAGGUGUCAAGCCUGACGCCGCAUCCCUUGACAAGCUGAGUGUCCGCAUGGCGAUCUUGGACCCGCAUGACCAAAGCGAGCACAAGGCCAAGACCAUGAAGUUCCUCGACAAGCUCCAAGACAAAAAAGAACGCUCCUCCAAGAUGCGCCGUCACUUCAAGGACCACGCCGACUCUGACUCCAUGAACCCACACCAUCGCGAAUGCCACCGCAUGCUUGAAUCGCUCAAAGUCCAACGCGACGGAGACCACAUCCUCGUCCAGAUGGAAGAUGACGGUGCCAAAAUGAUGGAUCAACCCUGGGCCAAGAAAUACCUCGCCCUGGGCCAGAUUGUCGACCGUGCCGCUUCAGAAAUGGAGGCUGGCCGUCCCGGUAUGAAGUUGGGCGAGCAGGUGGUCCUGGUCCACAAGAACGAUAAGAGACGUAGUGGAGAGGAUUCAUUCUGGCGUCGUUGGUCGCCUUAUGGCGACUUGUCGAUCCGGAUCCCUUUUGACCGCACUUGGGUCAACGACCUUAGUGAGUAA
Messenger RNA from Linnemannia hyalina, 1485 nucleotides. The record is from the annotation of a GenBank genome assembly. NCBI's taxonomy places the organism in Eukaryota, Fungi, Mortierellomycota, Mortierellomycetes, Mortierellales, Mortierellaceae.